Molecule: messenger RNA, 1536 nt
Organism: Venustampulla echinocandica
Lineage: Eukaryota; Fungi; Ascomycota; Leotiomycetes; Helotiales; Pleuroascaceae
Exons: 7
Coding region: 1-1536 (511 amino acids)
Molecular function (GO): monooxygenase activity; iron ion binding; heme binding
Source: RefSeq, a predicted model, not a curated record
AUGUUUGCCCAAUUACUAGAGCUCCCAAUUAGGCCCUGGCAGGUUCUGCUUGGGACUUUUAUUGUAUACCAUGCUGUGCGGGCAAUAUACUUGGUUUAUUUGAGUCCGCUUUCAAUAUUUCCUGGUUCGAAAUGGGCUGCUUUGGGAGAAUACUGGGAGGCGUAUUGGAAUAUUGGGGUUGCUCCUGGAAAGAAGGGGCAAACUCUUUUCAAACUUGAGAAAAUGCAUAGGAAGCUUGGUGGCGCGCUUCGAAUGGGACCUAAUGAAGUCCACAUUUAUGAUCCUCGUUUCUACCAUGAACUGUACAAACCAGGGAGCAAGUACUACAAGGAUCCAACUAUGCACAAAGUGCUUGGAGCACCAUCUUCAACACUUGCGGAAAGUGAUCCCAUUCGACACAAACAGCGCAAAGCACCGCUCGAGCCAUUGUUCUCCAAGAAGAACAUCUUGAGUUUGGAACCAAUGUUGAUGAAGCACGUUGACCAUUGCUCCCAAAGAUUUGACGAGUUCUACAGGGCUGGAAAACCAGUGUCCAUGGAGUGGGCGUUGAAGUCUCUUGCCAUGGAUAUGGUGUCGCAGUUUGCCUUCGGAAAAUCUCUAAAUGCCUUGGCAGAUCCAGAGUUCAAGUCUAUGCCUGUUCGAGUUUUCCAAAAAUAUUUACCCAGUCUGCACGUCAUCAAAGCAUUCCCUUUUGUCAGAUACUUAAAUAGCCUCCCCCUCUGGAUUGCAAAACAUAUCUCAGAGGACGUUGUGAUGGGUCAUGAGCUUGAACAGUUUGCAUCCCGCCGAAUCGAGGAGUAUAUUGCCGAUGCCAAUAGCGGCAAAGCCCCCAGCUUCCCCACCCUCAUGGAAAGACUGCUUAUCCCGCUCCCAGAAAAAGGAUACCAAGUACCAAGCAAGCAAGGACUUCGCGAUGAAAUUCUGACAGUUAUCUCAGCCGGUGAUGAUACCACAGGAAUAGCAAACAUGGUAACGAUCUUCAACAUUCUCAACAAUUCCCAGGUCCAAGACCGUCUGCUCAGAGAACUUAAAACUGUGAUGCCAACACCAACUUCCCACGCGCCGUAUCUUCAACUGGAACAAUUGCCGUACCUCACCGCCGUUAUCAAAGAAGGCCUACGCUACUCUUCACCGGCAGCUUCUCGUACUCCCCGUCUGGUUCCUCCUGGAGGCGUAACGUUGCCUGAUGGGCGGUUUAUCCCUGCCGGCACCCGUGUUGGAAUGGCAAUCUACCACAUCCACUACAAUGAGGAUUUGUUUCCUUCGCCCCGGACGUUUGACCCUGAGCGCUGGCUAGGGGACCCAGAGGAGGUCCAGAACCGUUUGAAGUUCAAUGUUGCAUUCUCGCGAGGGAACCGAAGUUGUUUGGGGAUUAAUUUGGCAUACAUGGAGAUGUAUAUGGCCAUCGCAUACCUCAUCCGUCGCUUUGACCUGCAACUUGUGGAUACAACUGAAAAGGAUAUGGUGUGGGAUGAUAUGGUGGUUCCUCAAUUCCAUGGUGAGCUCAAGGUCAUGACGAAGCGACGAGAAGAGUAG